AUGCCUGUGCAGGCAGCUCAAUGGACAGAAUUUCUGUCCUGUCCAAUCUGCUAUAAUGAAUUUGAUGAGAAUGUGCACAAACCCAUCAGUUUAGGUUGUUCACACACUGUUUGCAAGACCUGCUUGAACAAACUUCACCGAAAAGCUUGCCCCUUUGACCAGACUGCCAUCAACACCGACAUUGAUGUGCUUCCUGUCAACUUUGCACUUCUCCAGUUAGUUGGAGCCCAGGUACCAGACCAUCAGUCAAUAAAGUUAAGUAAUCUAGGUGAGAACAAACAUUAUGAAGUUGCAAAGAAAUGUGUUGAAGAUUUGGCACUCUACUUAAAACCACUAAGUGGAGGUAAAGGUGUAGCUAGUUUGAACCAGAGUGCACUGAGCCGUCCAAUGCAAAGGAAACUGGUGACACUUGUAAAUUGUCAACUGGUAGAGGAAGAAGGUCGUGUAAGAGCCAUGCGAGCAGCCCGUUCACUCGGAGAACGAACUGUAACGGAACUAAUAUUACAGCACCAGAACCCUCAGCAGUUGUCUGCCAACUUAUGGGCUGCUGUCAGGGCUCGAGGAUGCCAGUUCCUAGGGCCAGCUAUGCAAGAAGAGGCCUUAAAGCUGGUGUUGCUGGCACUAGAAGAUGGUUCUGCUCUCUCAAGGAAAGUUCUGGUACUUUUUGUUGUGCAAAGAUUAGAACCAAGAUUUCCUCAGGCAUCAAAAACAAGUAUUGGUCAUGUUGUGCAACUACUGUAUCGAGCUUCUUGUUUUAAGGUUACUAAAAGGGAUGAAGACUCUUCUCUGAUGCAAUUAAAAGAAGAAUUUCGGAGCUAUGAGGCAUUACGCAGAGAACAUGAUGCCCAAAUUGUUCAUAUUGCUAUGGAAGCAGGACUCCGUAUUUCACCCGAGCAGUGGUCCUCACUUCUAUAUGGUGACUUAGCGCAUAAAUCACACAUGCAGUCUAUUAUUGAUAAGCUGCAAUCUCCAGAAUCAUUUGCAAAGAGUGUCCAGGAAUUGACAAUUGUUUUGCAACGAACAGGUGACCCAGCUAACUUAAAUAGACUGAGGCCUCAUUUAGAGCUUCUUGCAAACAUAGACCCCAAUCCAGAUGCUGUUUCACCAACUUGGGAGCAGCUAGAAAAUGCAAUGGUAGCUGUUAAAACAGUAGUUCAUGGCCUUGUGGACUUCAUACAGAAUUAUAGUAGAAAAGGCCAUGAGACACCUCAGCCUCAGCCAAACAGCAAAUAUAAGACUAGCAUGUGCCGAGAUCUAAGACAGCAAGGAGGGUGUCCGCGAGGAACAAACUGUACUUUUGCCCAUUCUCAGGAAGAGCUUGAAAAGUAUCGAUUAAGGAACAAAAAGAUCAAUGCAACUGUAAGAACAUUUCCUCUUCUAAAUAAAGUUGGUGUAAACAACACUGUCACAACCACAGCCGGAAAUGUCAUUUCUGUCAUAGGAAGUACUGAAGCCACGGGGAAAAUUGUUCCAAGUACAAAUGGAAUUUCCAAUGCAGAAAACAGUGUUUCCCAGCUAAUCCCACGUAAUGCUGACAGUACAUUAAGAGCUCUGGAGACUGUGAAGAAAGUGGGAAAGGUUGGCACUAAUGGUCAGAAUGCUGCUGGGCCUUCUUCAGAGUCAGUAACUGAAAAUAAAAUUGGUUCUCCACCCAAGACUCCUGUAAGCAGUGUAGCAGCUACCUCAGCUGGACCCUCUAAUGUUGGAACAGAACUGAAUUCUGUGCCUCCAAAAUCCAGCCCAUUUAUAACUAGAGUACCAGUAUAUCCUCAGCAUUCUGAAAGCAUUCAGUAUUUUCAAGAUCCAAGAACUCAGAUACCCUUUGAAGUCCCACAGUACCCACAGACAGGAUACUACCCACCACCUCCAACGGUACCAGCUGGUGUGGCUCCCUGUGUUCCUCGCUUUGUGAGGUCCAAUAAUGUUCCAGAGUCCUCCCUCCCACCUGCUUCUAUGCCAUAUGCCGAUCAUUACAGUACAUUUUCCCCUCGAGAUCGAAUGAAUUCUCCUUACCAGCCUCCUCCUCCGCAGCCAUAUGGACCAGUUCCUACAGUACCUUCUGGAAUGUAUGCUCCUGUGUACGACAGUAGGCGCAUCUGGCGUCCACCUAUGUACCAACGAGAUGACAUUAUUAGAAGCAAUUCUUUACCUCCUAUGGAUGUGAUGCACUCGUCUGUCUAUCAGACGUCUUUGCGAGAAAGAUUUAACUCCUUAGAUGGGUAUUACUCAGUGGCUUGUCAGCAACCAAGUGAACCAAGGACAACUGUGCCUUUACCAAGAGAUCCUUGUGGUCAUUUGAAGACCAGUUGCGAAGAGCAGAUAAGAAGAAAGCCAGAACAGUGGGCACAGUACCACACUCAGAAAGCACCUCUUGUCUCUCCAGCUCUUCCUGUGGCAACGCAGUCUCCAACACCACCGUCUCCUCUGUUAGGUGUAGACUUCCGCACUGAGCUUUCUGACAAUGUGAGUGGGACAAAAUUUGAAGAAGACCAUCUUUCCCAUUAUUCUCCCUGGUCAUGUGGCACAAUAGGCUCCUGUAUAAAUGUCAUUGAUUCCGAGCCCAGAGAUGUGAUUGCUAAUUCAAAUGCUGUGUUAAUGGAUCUAGACAGUGGCGAUGUUAAGAGAAGAGUACAUUUAUUUGAAACUCAGAGAAGGACAAAAGAAGAAGACCCAAUAAUUCCUUUUAGUGACGGACCUAUCAUCUCAAAAUGGGGUGCAAUUUCCAGAUCUUCCCGUACAGGAUACCAUACCACGGAUCCUGUUCAGGCCACUGCUUCCCAAGGAAGUGCGACUAAGCCCAUCAGCAUAUCAGAUUAUGUCCCUUAUGUCAAUGCUGUUGAUUCAAGGUGGAAUUCUUAUGGUAGUGAGUCCACAUCAUCAGCACACUAUAUUGAACGGGACAGAUUCAUUGUUACUGAUUUAUCUUGUCAUAGAAAGCAUUCCAGUACUGGAGACCUUUUAAGCAUCGAACUUCAGCAGGCCAAGAGUAACUCAUUGCUUCUUCAGAGGGAGGCCAAUGCUCUGGCCAUGCAACAGAAGUGGAACUCCCUGGAUGAAGGCCGUCACCUUACCUUAAAUCUACUAAGCAAGGAAAUUGAGUUGAGAAAUGGAGAGAGUGAUUAUACAGAAGAUGCAACAGAUACUAAGCCUGACAGGGAUAUUGAAUUAGAGCUUUCGGCACUUGAUACUGAUGAACCUGAUGGACAGAGUGAACAAAUUGAAGAGAUCCUGGAUAUACAGCUUGGUAUCAGUUCGCAAAAUGAUCAGUUGCUGAAUGGAACUGCAGUGGAAAAUGGGCAUCCAGUCCAACCGCACCCAAAGGAGCCACUGGAGCAGAAGAGACAGAGUUUAGGUGAAGACCAUGUGAUUCUGGAGGAGCAAAAAACAAUUCUGCCAGUAACGACUUGCUUUAGCCAGCCACUUCCAGUGUCCAUUAGCAAUGCAAGUUGCCUCCCCAUCACCACAUCUGUCAGCGUGGGCAACCUCAUUCUGAAAACUCACGUUAUGUCUGAAGAUAAAAAUGACUUUUUAAAACCUGUUGUUGCAAAUGGGAAGAUGGUUAACAGCUGA
Messenger RNA from Pipistrellus nathusii (Nathusius's pipistrelle), 3570 nucleotides. Lineage: Eukaryota; Metazoa; Chordata; Mammalia; Chiroptera; Vespertilionidae. The record is from the annotation of a GenBank genome assembly.